Motacilla alba alba is the source of this 767-nucleotide messenger RNA. It is a transcript of the gene RPL10A, whose product is annotated as ribosomal protein L10a. Bases 77 to 730 code for a protein of 217 amino acids. Gene Ontology annotation, biological process: translation. NCBI's taxonomy places the organism in Eukaryota, Metazoa, Chordata, Aves, Passeriformes, Motacillidae. The transcript has 6 exons. Gene Ontology annotation, molecular function: structural constituent of ribosome; RNA binding. Gene Ontology annotation, cellular component: large ribosomal subunit. The record is from RefSeq and is a predicted model, not a curated record.
CGGUCUCGCGAGAUCUCCCCGCAAUAUAUAGCCCGCCGGAGCCGCGUCCGCCCCUUCGCCCCGAGCAGCCGCAGCCAUGAGCAGCAAAGUGUCCCGGGACACCCUGUACGAGGCGGUGAAGGAGGUGCUGCACGGCAGCCGUGCCAAGAAGCGCAAGUUCGUGGAGACCGUGGAGCUGCAGAUCAGCCUCAAGAACUACGACCCGCAGAAGGACAAGCGCUUCUCCGGUACCGUCAGGCUGAAGUCGACGCCACGGCCCAAAUUCUCUGUCUGUCUGCUUGGGGACCAGCAGCACUGCGAUGAGGCCAAAGCAGUUGACAUCCCUCACAUGGACAUAGAAGCUCUGAAGAAGCUGAACAAAAACAAGAAGCUGGUGAAGAAGCUGGCUAAGAAGUACGAUGCCUUCCUGGCUUCCGAGUCCUUGAUCAAGCAAAUCCCUCGAAUCCUGGGCCCGGGCCUGAACAAAGCUGGGAAAUUCCCUUCCCUGCUCACCCACAACGAGAACCUGGUGGCCAAGGUGGAUGAGGUCAAAUCGACCAUCAAGUUUCAGAUGAAGAAGGUGCUGUGUCUGGCUGUGGCCGUGGGUCACGUGAAGAUGACAGAGGAUGAGCUCGUCUACAACAUCCACCUGGCCAUCAACUUCCUGGUGUCCCUGCUGAAGAAGAACUGGCAGAACGUGCGAGCUCUGUACAUCAAGAGCACCAUGGGGAAACCCCAGCGCCUCUACUGAGGGGUGGGGGCAGCAAUAAACUCUGCAGACACCCAGA